Mesoplodon densirostris (Blainville's beaked whale) is the source of this 630-nucleotide messenger RNA. RefSeq names its product IQ domain-containing protein F1-like. The record is from RefSeq and is a predicted model, not a curated record. Gene Ontology annotation, molecular function: calmodulin binding. The coding region runs from base 1 to 630 and encodes 209 amino acids. NCBI's taxonomy places the organism in Eukaryota, Metazoa, Chordata, Mammalia, Artiodactyla, Ziphiidae. The transcript is spliced from 4 exons.
AUGGGGGAGAAGGACCAGCCCAAAACAAUUAAUGAACACACUAAAAAUGAGCCUCAGCAGAAUGAGGAGCUGAUUUUGAAAUCUUUACCGCCAGCACCAUCACCGAACUUAGAGAAGGCAGGGGCUAAACAAGAGAAUAUAGCUGCAGCAAAGGGAGUAGAUGAUGCUAAUAAGAGACCCAGAGCAAUCCCAAGAACCCAAAAUAGGCCUCCCGUCAGUAAUCCAGAAGUAGUAAAGAUCCAGGUGUGGUGGCGGGGCACCCUGGUGUGCAGCACACUGCUGCACGUGGCUCUCAGAGUGUGGAUCAUUCAGGGCUGGUGGAGGCAUAAGCUGGUGAAGCUGCAUGAGAACAGGCGGCAGACAGCUCUGGAGAACUUUACACGGGAGUGGGUGGCAGUCAGGCUGCAGUCCUGGGUCCGCAUGUGGCGCAUCCAUUGGCUCUACUGCCGUUUGCUCAACGUUGCCCGCAUCAUCCAGGCCUACUGCAGAUGCCACUCCUGCGCUUUCCAGGGUUUCAUCAAGGGCCACUACAGAGUCACGGCCAACCAGCUGCAUCUCGAACUCGAGAUCUUGUUGGGCUCAGGGCCUUGCAUUGUGACGGAGUGUAUUCCCCUUCCAAUAAAGCAGUGA